AAGUGUUCUGUGAGGGCAUGAUUCAUUUUUCUUACCUCAUUUCAUUUGACAUUUAUUUGAAGUUUGAUCGAAAAAGGGUAAAGAAUCUAUCAAAAAAAGAAAAUAUUUAAUAUUUGGAAAACUUCUGAAAAGUAUUCAAAAUGGCACAAGAAGUUGAAGAAACUAUGAAAAGAAUUCAGUCCCACAAGGGUAUUGUAGGAACUAUCAUAGUUAAUUCAGAAGGUGUUCCCAUUAAAACUACUCUGGAUAACACCACAACAGUACAAUAUGCAGGAUUGAUAAGUUCUUUGGCUGACAAAGCAAGAAGUGUAGUCAGAGAUUUGGAUCCUUCCAAUGAUCUAACAUUUUUAAGAAUUAGAUCAAAAAAACAUGAAAUAAUGGUAGCUCCAGAUAAAGAAUUUAUUCUAAUAGUGGUUCAAAACCCUGUGGAUUGAUUUAAUAUUUUUUAUUUGUGUUAAAUUCACUUUAAAUUAAAUAUCUGAAGCAUUUUAAAUACAUAUUUAUGGUUUUAUAUUGUCUUAAAUGCACUUAUUAAUUAUUGAUAAACUUUUUUUACUCACCAAAAUUGGUUAUGUAGUUUGAUUAAUAGCCAUUGUAUUUUAAUGAAAGAGUAAAACUCAAC
Messenger RNA from Psylliodes chrysocephalus, 622 nucleotides. The record is from the annotation of a GenBank genome assembly. NCBI's taxonomy places the organism in Eukaryota, Metazoa, Arthropoda, Insecta, Coleoptera, Chrysomelidae.